Melanaphis sacchari is the source of this 716-nucleotide messenger RNA. Its product is annotated as putative bolA-like protein K11H12.1. The transcript has 2 exons. Lineage: Eukaryota; Metazoa; Arthropoda; Insecta; Hemiptera; Aphididae. Gene Ontology annotation, cellular component: mitochondrion. The record is from RefSeq and is a predicted model, not a curated record. The coding region runs from base 182 to 508 and encodes 108 amino acids.
UAUAAUAUAAAUAUUACGAUUUACGAAUUUACGAUUACGAGUUGAAACUAAUAAUUACUAAUUAGUAAUUAGUAGUUGGUACUUUAACCUUAGUACUAUUACUUAAAAAUACUUAAUUUUUGAUAAAAGCUAUUCUUUUUUUUAUAAUUUCCAAAUCAUUAGGGUCGAGUUUAAUAAUAUUAUGAUGACGACGAUAUCCAAGGGCGUAGAAAAUUGUAUUCGUAUGAAAUUACAAAAACGAUUCAAUCCAAAAGUGUUGCAACUCAUCAACGAGUCACAUAUGCACAAUGUACCAAAAGACUCAGAAACUCAUUUCAAAGUCGUCAUUGUAUCCGAUGAAUUCGAAGGCAUGCCCUUGAUCAAGAGACACCGUUUGGUAAACACAGAAUUGACGGAUGAGCUCAAAUCCGGUGUACACGCUUUGUCUAUAGUGGCCAAAUCUCCGAACCAAUGGAAAGACGAACCGGUCAAAAGUAGUCCCAGUUGUCGAGGUGGUUUUGGAAAGUAAACUUUAUCAGUACUAGAAUUCGAAGAGGAGGUUUACCUUUUACCAAGUGUCAUGGAUCAGUUAUAUAUUUUAUAAUAAUUUAUACUCGUAUUUUACAUGACAUUACACAUUACUCAUGGACGUUUGUAAAUUGGAUUGAUAAUACUUGAAACAUCAAUAUGUUCGCUUAUAUUUAUGUAAAAAUAAUUAUAGAAAAUCAUUAAAUUGA